Labrus mixtus (cuckoo wrasse) is the source of this 12435-nucleotide messenger RNA. RefSeq names its product protein unc-80 homolog. NCBI's taxonomy places the organism in Eukaryota, Metazoa, Chordata, Actinopteri, Labriformes, Labridae. Gene Ontology annotation, molecular function: monoatomic cation channel activity. The transcript has 66 exons. Gene Ontology annotation, cellular component: cation channel complex; axon. The record is from RefSeq and is a predicted model, not a curated record. Gene Ontology annotation, biological process: monoatomic cation homeostasis. The coding region runs from base 158 to 10540 and encodes 3460 amino acids.
AUCGACCGACACUUGCAGCCAUUUUCCGCAGAACGAACCCAAUCAUGUCGUGAGGAGAAGCUCGCCGGUCACCUGGGCAGAGCCAGCAGCCAGCGCCGCGCGUCCCGGUGGUCGCACACAAGCGGGCGGGUAGGCAGGAAGGCAGCACCCGGGCAAAAUGGUGAAGAGGAAAAGCCUGGACGAGAACGAGCCGGAGUGCGGGAAAGGAAUACCGUUUCCCAUCCAGACCUUCCUAUGGAGGCAAACCAGUGCAUUUCUGCGUCCAAAGUUGGGAAAACAGUAUGAAGCAUCUUGCGUGUCCUUUGAGCGGGUGCUGGUGGAGAAUAAGCUCCACGGGUUGUCACCGGCCCUGUCAGAGGCCAUCCAGAGCAUCUCCCGGUGGGAGCUGGUCCAGGCAGCGCUGCCUCAUGUACUCCACUGCACCUCCAUCCUGCUGUCGAAUAGGAACAAGCUGGGCCACCAGGACAAACUGGGCGUGGCCGAGACCAAGCUGCUCCACACGCUGCACUGGAUGCUGCUCGAGGCCGCCCAGGAGUGCAACCACGAGCCGAGCCUGGGCCACGGCUGGUCCGCCGGUAGCAGCAGCAGCGCUUUCCUCCAGCCAGUAGGGAACCAGGGAUCGUCCCCGGGGGCUCCGGGCUCCUGCUCCGGCUCUGUCCUCGGGGGGUCUGGGCCGCAGCACAGCGGGUCUCUGCCAGAAGAGGAUGAACACGCUCGGACCAAGCUGUUCCACAAGAGCAUGGCGACGGUGGAGCUGUUUGUCUUCCUGUUUGCUCCUCUUAUACAUCGGAUAAAGGAGUCUGAUCUGACCUUCCGAUUGGCCAGCGGUUUAGUGAUAUGGCAGCCAAUGUGGGAGCACCGACAGCCGGACAUCCCUGCCUUCACUGCUCUCAUUAAACCUGUCAGAAACAUUGUCACAGCCAAGAGGAACUCCCCAGUCAACAACCAGUGCAGCCCCUGUGGAUCUGGCAACCCUGGUCCCAUGGGCUUCCAGGUGGUCUGUGAAGCCGCCCAAUCAGAUUCCUCCUCCCCCUCGGCCGGUGAGCAGAGCUGUCGUCGUGGUAACUCUGUAGAGAAAGGUGGCCCUUCCCAGCAGCAACCCCCACCGGUGAAAGGCCCUUCCAAGAAAAAGACAUCGGCCCCGGCCGGCCUGCCCAUCUCCCUCGCCCAGCGAGCGCGCUAUGCCACUUAUUUCGACGUAGCCGUGUUGCGCUGUCUGCUGCAGCCGCACUGGACGGAGGAGGGCGUGCACUGGGCCCUGAUGUUCUACCUGCAGCGUCUGAGGCAGAUCCUGGAGGAGAGGCCUGAGAGGGUACCCGAGCCUUUAGUCACGCCUCUGCCUCGGCCGCGCAGUAGCUCCAUGGUGGCUGCCACGCCUUCUCUGGUCAACACACACAAGACUCAGGAUAUGAGCCUGAAAUGCAACGAGGAGGGAAAAUCUCUCAGCUCUGAGACAUUUGCGAGGGUUUCUCUGACCAACCUGCGGCGACAGGCAGUCCCUGACCUCGCCUCCGACCUGGGCAUAAACAUCUUUAAGAAGUUUAAGAAUCGCCGUGAGGACCGCGAGAGAAAGGGCUCCAUCCCCUUCCAUCACACGGGGAAGAAGCGUCAGCGCCGCAUGGGGGUCCCCUUCUUGCUCCACGAGGACCACCUGGACGUCUCGCCCACCCGCAGCACCUUCUCCUUCGGAAGUUUCUCCGGCCUGGGGGACGAUCGGCGGGCUCUGGACCGCGGCGGAUGGCAGGCCACCAUCAUGGGCAAGUUCACCCGGAGAGGCAGCACAGACACGGCGGCAGACGCCGACAGCCUGAGCGCAAAACACUCUCACUCCCAUCACUCUCUGCUCCGAGACAUGCCCGACCACUCCAACAGCCACAGCGACAACACCGUCAAAGAGGUUCGAUCCCAGAUCUCCACCAUCACCAUGGCAGCGUUCAACACCACGGUGGCCUCCUUCAACGUUGGCUAUGCCGACUUCUUCACCGAGCACAUGAAGAAACUCUGCAACCCCGUCACCGUCCCCGAGCUCCCAGUGGAGCCUCUGGCGUGCGCCAAUCUGCCGCGCAGCUUCACCGACUCGUGCAUCAACUACUCGUGUCUGGAGGAGGGGGAGAACAUCGAGGGGACCAAUAACUUUGUGCUGAAGAACGGCAUGUUGGACCUCACGGCUGUCUUGCGGGCUCUCUACGCCGUCCUCAGCCACGACAUCAGCUCCAGGAUCUGCGACGCCGCCCUCAACAUCAUCGACUGCCUGCUGCAGCUUGGCGUGGUCCCCGGCAUGGGCAAGAAACUGUCCAAGCAAGGGGACAAGGAAAACCAGGAGGCGCGCGCCAAAGACUCCUCCAGCCAGUGCCUCGGAGGUGCUCAGGGAGGGGGGGCUGUCCCCGGGGCGGGAGCAGGCGGAGGAGGGGAUGGCGGUGGAGGUGGAGGAGGAGGAGGAAGCGGUGGAGGGAGUGGACAGGGGAGCAGGGAUGAUGUGAAGAAUAACAAGGAUAAUGAUAAAAAGGACGAGGGUUCCGGCUUCAGCACCCACCGCCUGGCUCUGACCAUGCUGAUAAAGAUAGUCAAGUCGCUGGGUUGCGCCUACGGCUGCGGCGAGGGGCACCGCGGUCUGUCUGGAGACCGCCUCAGGAUGCAGGCCCAGAACUGCCUGACCAGCCUGUACAAGCUGGACAAAGUGCAGUUUCGACAGACAAUGCGCGAGUACGUCAACAAAGACUCUCUCAAUAACAUUGUGGACUUCCUGCAUGCGCUGCUGGGCUUCUGUAUGGAGCCCAUCACUGACAAGUACGGCAGUGCAGGUGAGAGGUCCAGGAGGGCGAAAAAAAGAAACAUCGACAAGGCGGGCUUCGGCAACAACUUCACCACAGGGGACAACAAGUCGGUGGCGCAGAACAUGGAGGCGGUGGUGGUGGGCUGCAUGUUCAAGUCGCUCAUCACCCGCUGCGCCUCCACCACGCACGAGCUGCACAGCCCUGAGAACCUGGGUCUGUACUGCGACAUCCGUCAGCUGGUGCAGUUCAUUAAAGAGGCCCAUGGAAACGUGUUCCGCAGGGUGGCACUGAGCGCGCUCCUAGACAGCGCCGAGAAGGUCGCCACCACCAAGAAACCCGAAGAGAAGGAGGAGGCCAAACAGCCCGGACCUAGGAGGUCAGAGGCGGGUGUGUCCGGGGAGAAGGGUCAGGUGUCCAGUGCUGCAGAUGAGUGUCGCAGCUACAUCUCCAGCAGACCCCCCCAGACCCCCGAACAUGACGAGCAGAUCCCCGGUGCUCUCCUGGGCCGGAAGGACUUUUGGAGGAAGAUGUUCAAGUCGCAGAGCGCCGCCAGCGACACCAGCAGCCAGUCCGAGCAGGACACCUCGGAGUGCACCACCGCCCACUCCGGCACCACCACCGACCGCCGCUCCCGCUCCAGAUCCCGUCGCAUAUCCCUCCGCAAGAAACUGAAGCUGCCAAUCGGAAACUGGCUGAAGCGAUCCUCUCUCUCUGGACUGACGGACGGUGUGGAGGAUCUUCUGGAUAUCAGCUCUGUGGAUCGACUUUCCUUCAUACGUCAGAGCUCAAAGGUGAAGUUCACCAGUGCGGUGAAGCUGUCUGAAGGGGGCGCUGUGGGGCCGGAGUUCGGCAGGGACGAGGAGGAGAAUUUCUUCAAGCGGCUCGGUAAAUGGAGGUCUGGCAGGAGGAAUCCAUCCAAGCUUCACCACACAGAAGAGAAAGAUGGACCUCACGGUUUCCAGGAGCGACUUGCAGCCAGCCAGGAGGCCAUGAAGAACAAGAACGUGGUGAAUCUGGGCGCCAUCCGGCAGGGAAUGAAACGCUUCCAGUUCCUUUUGAACUGCUGUGAGCCGGGGACGAUACCCGACGCCUCCAUCCUGGCUGCAGCUCUGGACCUGGAAGCUCCAGUUGUAGCCCGGGCGUCCCUCUUCCUCGAAUGUGCCCGCUUCGUCCACCGCUGUAACCGCGGAAACUGGCCCGAGUGGAUGAAGGGCCACCACGUUAAUAUCACCAAGAGGGGCCUGUCCAGGGGUCGAUCUCCCAUCGUGGGGAACAAGAGGAACCAGAAGCUCCAGUGGAACGCCGCCAAACAUUUCUGCCAGUGGGGAGAUGCGAUCGGUACAAGGCUCAGCGAGCUCUGCCACUCGGACAGCGAGAGUCCUGCGAACAUCCUGGGUUACAUUUUUGAUGAAGAGACCAAACGCAGGAUGAGAAAAGAAGACGAGGAAGAAGAUUACUUGGACGACAACACAGUCAACCCUACAAAGUGUGGCUGCCCUUUUGCUCUGAAGAUGGCCGCCUGCCAGCUGCUGUUGGAGAUCACCACCUUCCUGAGGGAGACGUUUCCGUGCCUACCUCGCCCACGCACCGAACCACUCGUGGAUCUAGACAGCGCCCGCCUGCGCCUGGAUCCAGAGCUCGGCCGCCAUCGCUACGAGAGGAAGAUCAGCUUCGCAGGGAUCCUCGACGACGAAGACGGACACGAUUCGCUCAACAGCAGCAGCCACACGCUGAAGUCCGACACCACCGGCGACGAGAAGAAGGCCCAGGAGGCUCAAGAUGAUCUCUCCCCUCUUCCCUCUUCUCCAGCGCCCAUCCGCAAGAUCCGUAUCGGAGGCUCGCGGCUGCUUCAGAUCAAAGGCGCGCGCAGUUUUCGGGUCAAGAAGGGCGGCUCUCUGUCGUCGAUUCGCCGGGCGGGAAGCUUGAAGAGCACCAAGCUGACCCGCCAGGACUCUGAGUCUGAGAACGAAGAGGGGCUGCUGUCACAGACACAAAGCAGGGACACUGUUACUGAUAUAGGCAGCCCGUUCAGCACCAGUGAACCCAGCAUAGAACCAGAGGGCCAGAGCUCAGGAGGUACAGAAGACAACUAUCAUCGCAACAUGUCCUGGCUCCACAUCAUGAUCCUCCUCUGCAACCAGCAGAGCUUCAUCUGCACCCACAUCGACUUCUGCCACCCGCGCUGCUACCAGCACCACAGCCGCUCCUGCGCCCGCCUGGUCCGCGCCAUCAAGCUGGUGUACGGGGAGACGGUGGACAGUCUGAGGGAGGACAGCGCCACCUCUGGGAACAUCGGGCCGCGAGCCAAGAAGACGAAAGAGUGUUCAGAUAAGUCCUGUUUGAGGACCCCGUCCAUGAAGAGAAGACCCAAUGACUCCAACACAGAGGGGAAGAAGGAUACAGGCAUGCUCAAGUACAUCCGCAACCAGGUGAUGAGUUUGUCUCCAGCUCCUCUUUCGCUGCUGAUCAAAGCAGCUCCCAUCCUGACAGACGACAUGUACGGAGACAUCCAGCCUGCAGCCUGGGAGCUCUUACUCAGCGUGGACGAGCAUAUGGCAGCAGCCGCCGCUGCCAUGUUCCUUCUGUGCGCCGUAAAGGUCCCCGACGCGGUGACCGAAAUGAUGAUGGCCGAGUUCCAUCACCAGGAGCCGUGCCAGCGCAUCAACUCCGUCCUGAAGUUUUACACGCUGUGGCGUUUCCGCUACCAAGUGUGGCCUCGCAUGGAGGAAGGAGCCCAGCAAAUCUUUAAGAUCCCUCCACCCAGCAUCAACUUCACCCUGCCAUCCCCUAUCCUGGGCAUGCCCUGUGUGCCCAUUUUCGACCCCCCAUGGGUGCCCCAGAACACAGGCAGCGUCCAAGAUCCAAUCAAUGAAGACCAGUCUAAAUCCUUCUCAGCGCGGGCCGUGUCGCGCUCCCACCAGCGGGCCGAGCACAUCCUGAAGAACCUGCAGCAGGAGGAAGAGAAGCGGCGUCUGGGCCGCGAGGCCAGCAUCAUCACCGCCAUCCCGGUGGCUCAGGAGGCGUGCUACGAGCCUACGUGUAGCCCCCCGCCUGAGCAGGAGGAAGAAGCAGAAGAAGUGGUGAACCUGACAUCCCGCCGCCUGUCCGUCAGCCCGUCCUGCGCCUCCAGCAACUCCCACAGAAACUACUCUUUCCGCCGGGGCUCGGUGUGGUCCGUGCGCUCGAUGGCCAGCGCAGAAGACGAGGAGAACACAACAGAACACACUCCUACUCAUCACAUGCUGCAGCCGCCCCAAGCUGUCUUCCCAGCAUGCAUCUGUGCGGCGGUGCUACCGAUAGUCCAUCUCAUGGAGGAUGGAGAGGUUCGAGAGGACGGCGUGGCAGUGAGCGCCGUUGCCCAACAAAUCCUCUGGAACUGCCUGAUUGAAGACCCCGCCCUCGUUCUCCGCCACUUCUUGGAAAAGCUGACAGUGAGCAAUCGGCAGGAUGAGCUGAUGUACAUGCUGAGGAAGCUGCUGCUCAACAUCGGAGAUCUGCCGGCGCAAACCUCUCACAUCCUCUUCAACUACCUGGUGGGGCUGAUCAUGUAUUUCGUGCGGACCCCGUGCGAGUGGGGAAUGGACGCCAUCUCGGCCACGCUGACCUUCCUGUGGGAGGUGGUGGGCUACGUGGAGGGGCUCUUCUUCAAAGACCUCAAACAGACCAUGAAGAAGGAGCAGUGUGAGGUCAAGCUGCUCGUCACUGCGUCCAUGCCAGGAACAAAAACUCUGGUUGUGCACGGCCAGAACGAAUGUGACAUCCCGACACAGCUCCCAGUCCAUGAAGACACUCAGUUUGAAGCCCUGCUCAAGGAGUGCCUGGAGUUUUUCAACAUUCCUGAGGCCAGGUCUGCACAUUACUUCCUCAUGGACAAACGAUGGAACCUCAUUCAUUACAGCAAGACUUAUGUAAGAGACAUCUACCCCUUCAGAAGAUCAGUCUCUCCUCAGCUCAACCUGGUCCACAUGCUGCCCGAUAAAGGACAAGAGCUCAUCCAGAAGCAGGUGUUUUCUCGUAAACUAGAGGAAGUCGGCCGCGUCCUCUUCCUCAUCUCCCUCACGCAGCACAUGCCGGCCGUGCACAAGCAAUCCCACGUCUCCCUGCUGCAGGAAGACCUCCUCCGCCUGCCGUCUUUCCCGCGCACCGCCAUCGACGCGGAGUUCUCCCUCUUCAACGAGCCACAAGGUAAGGAGCUGUUUGGUUUGGACACCCUCCACAAGGUGCUGUGGAUCAAGCUGCUGGAGGAGAUGUUCCUGGGCAUGCCCAGCGAGUACCCGUGGGGCGACGAGAUGAUGCUGUUCCUCAACGUCUUUAACGGGGCCCUGCUCCUGCACCCGGAGGACAGCGCCCUCCUCAGGCAGUACACUGCCACUGCCAUCAACACGGCCGUUCACUUUAACCACCUCUUCUCCCUGAGUGGAUACCAGUGGAUCCUGCCCACCAUGCUGCAGGUCUACGCAGACUACGAAAGCAACCCUUUACUGCGGCAGGGCAUCGAGUUCUGCUGCCGCCAGUUCUACAUCCUCCAUCGCAAACCGUUUAUCCUGCAGCUGUUUGCGAGCGUCGCUCCGCUGCUGGAAUUCACUACCAGCACCAGUACCGGCCUGUCUAAAGGCGUGUCGGCUCAGUGUCUGUUCGACCUGCUGGUCUCUCUGGAGGGGGAGACUCAGGACUCCUUGGACGCUCUGGAGCUGGUCAAGGCUGAGAAACCUCUACGCUCUCUUGAUUUUUGUUAUGGUAACGAGGAUUUGGCCUUUUCGAUCAGCGAGGCCAUCAAGCUGUGCGUCACCGUGGUCGCCUACGCACCUGAAUCUUUUCGGAGUCUCCAGAUGCUGAUGGUGCUGGAGGCCUUGGUCCCCUGUCACCUCCAGAAGCUGAAGAGCAACACCAUGACGAUGGAGUCGGCCUCGGCUGCCCGGGACGAGAUCGCAGCCAUCGCCGCCCUCGCCACGUCGCUGCAGGCGCUCCUGUACAGCUCGGAGGCCCUCACAAGACCCAUGACAGCUCCACAGCUGUCCCGCUGUGAUCAGGGCCACAAGGGAGGAACUGCAGCUAACCACGCCAUGUCAGGAGGCGUCAACACCAGGGACAACCUCCACCUGCUGGAGGAGGGUCAGGGCAUGCCCCGGGAGGAGCUGGACGAGCGCAUAGCGAGGGAGGAGUUCCGCCGGCCGAGGGAGUCCCUGCUAAACAUCUGCACCGAAUUUUACAAACACUGCGGGCCGAGGCUGAAGAUCCUGCAGAACGUGGCCGGGGAGCCGCGGGUCACGGCUCUGGAGCUGCUCGACAUCAAGUCGCACAUGAGGCUGGCUGAGAUCGCCCACGCCUUGCUGAAACUGGCGCCCUACGACACCCUGACCAUGGAGAGCCGCGGGCUGAAGCGCUACAUCAUGGAGAUGCUUCCCAUCACCGACUGGUCGUCCGAAGCCGUCCGCCCCGCCCUCAUCCUCAUCCUCAAGAGGCUGGACCGCAUGUUCAACAAGAUUCACAAGAUGCCAACGCUCAGGUGCGCUCGCCCACAGGCACUUUGCACCAGGAGACAGGUGGAGUGGGAGGCGGCCAGCAGCCUGAUCGAGGGGAUCUGUUUAACUCUGCAGCGACAGCCAAUCAUCUCUUUCCUCCCACACCUUCGCUCGCUGAUCAACGUCUGCGUCAACCUGGUGAUGGGUGUGGUCGGCCCCUCCAGCGUGGCAGACGGGCUCCCUCUUCUCCACCUCAGCCCGUACUUGUCUCCGCCGCUGCCCUUCAGCACAGCCGUGGUCAGACUGGUGGCUCUGCAGAUACAGGCCUUAAAGGAGGACUUCCCGCUCAGUCACGUGAUCUCGCCGUUCACCAAUCAGGAGAGGCGAGAAGGGAUGCUGCUCAACCUGCUCAUUCCCUUUGUGCUCACCGUGGGCUCAGGAAGCAAAGACAGCCCCCACCUGGAGCAGCCGGAGAUCUUCCUGCUCCUCCAAACGGUCAUCAACAUCCUCCUGCCCCCUCGCAUCAUCUCCACCUCCCGCACCAAGAACUUCAUGCUGGACGCCUCCCCGGCUCACUGCUCCACCCCGGGCGACACCGGGAAGGACCUGCGCAGGGAGGGCUUGGCCGAGUCCACCAGCCAGGCCGCGUAUCUGGCCCUGAAGGUGGUGUUGGUCUGCUUCGAGCGCUCGUUGGGGAACCAGUGGUACCGGCUGAGCCUGCAGGUGAAGGAGAUGGCUCUGAGGAAGGUGGGCGGCCUCGCCUUCUGGGACUUCAUUGACUUCAUCGUCCGAACCAGGAUCCCCAUUUUCGUCCUGCUGAGACCCUUCAUUCAGUGCAAGUUGUUGACUCAGCCCGCUGACUCUCAGGAGGAGAUCACAGCUCGUCACCACAUCGCCGACCAGCUGGAGAGACGCUUCAUCCCGCGACCCCUCUGCAAGAGCUCGCUGUUUGCAGAGUUCAACAACGAGCUGAAGAUCCUGAAGGAGGCUGUGCACAGCGGCUCAGCCUACCAAGGCAAGACAUCGAUCAGCACUGUGGGGACUUCUACGUCAGCGUAUCGCCUCAGUUUAGCCACGAUGUCGCGCUCCAACACAGGCACCGGCACCGUUUGGGAGCAGGAGAGCCAACCGUCGCGCCAGCCGUCACAGGACACGCUCAGCCGCUACGACGAGGACGAUGAAGAGAAUGACUCCAUGAGCAUCCCCAGCGUGGUGAGCGAGCACGAGGCCUUCCUGCCUAGAGUGAUCACGCAGCGCCGCUUCUCCAGCCACGCCACCGGCUCGGCCGCCUCGCAGCCCGACGCUCCCCGGCCCACCAUGCUGCCCAGCCACAGUGAACCCAAUGUGCUAGAUGAGUCCCAGGGCCUUCUGCAGGAGGGUAACCUCUCUAGGGUUGCGAGUGUGCAGAGUGAACCGGGCCAGCAGAACCUCUUGAUCCAGCCUCCGCUCGGAAGAAAGAGAGGACUCAGACAGCUGCGGCGCCCCCUGCUGUCCAUCCCAAAGAAUGAGCCGCGCGGUCGAAGUGGUGCGAGGCUCUCCACGACCCGCAGGAGCAUCCAGCCCAAGAACAAACCUCUGGAAACUUUAUUGGACUGUGAAGCGCACGGAGACCAAAAGAGGUCAGUGACAUUUACUGAGAGUCAAGGCCAGCAGGCGUCCACAGGGGUCAGCAAGCCCCCGACUCCCAACACCACGGAGCCGCCGGCUGACGGCAGGAAGGCCAGUCCGACCCUCUCCAAGUCGCCGACGCUGGAGGUGCCCUCUGUGUCGUCUGCCACCGUCACUGCAGACCUGCACAGCCCGGCUCACACACAGGUGCCUGCAGCCAUCAGCAGCAAAGAGAAGAGGGAGCAGUGGGGGCUCCGCAGCAGCCUCUCCCCUCCCCCCUCCUUCUCCCGCCCCUCCACCCCGACACCCCCCUCCAGAACCUGCUCCCCUCUCCCCCUCUCCAAAACCUGCUCCCCUCUCCCCUUGUCCCGCACCUCCUCUCCCCUCCCUCCCCCGCUGCCCGUGCUGGGCACAGCACCUGCCCCGGGGCCUCCGCCUCCACCUCCUCUCCCGCCCGCCCCGCUCCUGCCUCCCCCGCCACCGGGUCCGUCCAGGAUCAGAGAAAGCCCCGGGGACGAGGACACCACGGCUCUGCUCCCUCGCAGCGACGCCCUGCUGCAGCUCAGCGACGACGAGGGCACGGAGAACCCCCUCCUCACGCCGCUGCUGUCCCGUCCCUCACCCCGGCGGUCACCCCGCCGCUUGCCACUCCCCCUCUCCCCGGUCGACUUGGACCUUGAUGAAUCCCACGUGUGAGGAGGGCAACAGGUGUAUGUUUUCUAUCUGUCGCCCAAUCCAAACCCCAUUCAAGAAAACUGUAAUUUUCAGAAAAACAGGGAGGCUGUGCCGCACAAAUCUCUAAAUAUUUAAGAGCAAAAACAGAAAAUGCACAUUUAGAUUUGAUGGACUUACAAUCUAAAGUACAUUAAAAGAAAGGGAAUGAACAGACAGAAGAAUUGUGGGAACUUCCUCUUAUAAAGUGUCUAAACCCACUUAGUUUGUUUCUUUCAUAUAUAUUCAAAUUCUGUUUCCCCCUCAGACUAAACCUCUGCUUCUCUGUCUGGGUGUCUAGUUCAAACACUCAAAUCCAUCCACACAACAGUACCCCUCUUUCCUCUCUCUGUCGGUCUCUCGUCAGAUCCUUUUAGUGUUCGAGUCAGUCGUCAUGGUAACCUAUCCUGAGGGUUGAAUGUAUAUUUCAGCAGCAUCUACCUGAGUACUCCUCUCCUCUCCGAUAGAAAAGUUCAAUCAUGCUGGAUUUGUGUUGUUCUGUUCAAGUCUGAGAUUUAUUUUUGAAAUAUAUAUCAUGCUAAAAGAAAUGAUUUAUAACCAUGACAAACAUGUUCAGGGGAAGAUAUUCAAAGAGAUUAACUUAUGAAACACUUAUAUGAAGAGCCAUCCUAAAGUAAAGAUGAUAUGGUAUGGUAUUAUAAAUAAAUAUGUACACUUAAACUUUAUGUGAAAUAUUAAACAAGAGACAGAAAUCACUUUUAUAUCGAAGAAGGUGAUCGUGAGUAUUUCUGAAUGUUGACAAAGUAAAUGUUUGUGGAAGAAGAAGUUUAACUCUUAUCCCGAAAGGACAGGAAACUGGGUUUGAGUUCUUUAUACGUCUGGCUUUUAUAUUAAGAGGGGCUUUCCGUCGCAAACAUUCAAAGCUCCAAAUGAUGAAGAAAGAAGAAGUACAUUUAUACACAGAUUCACUUGAGAGAGAUGUAGAAUACAGCUCAACGCUCGCUCCUUUAAACGGAUGAUUUUAAUGUGUUUACGUGUAAAAUAAUGAAUCAAUAUCCCCAUUUACAGAAGUUAAUCUUCAAUCAUGUUGAAUGAAGUGGAUGAUCAUUAAAAGUGUGUUUCUACUCCACAAAGUCAUGUCAUUCAACGGCUGGAAUGUGCCUCGACGAGGACUGAAACAACCUUUAACUUGUUGAGUGUGCAGUUUAUCACACUUAUGGUACAUCUCAUUAACAUCGCGUGUCUCAACAGAAUAUUUGAUUCGUGACCAAAGACUGUCAAGGCUGUAUUUUAAUUUGUGUCUCAGUGUCUCUUCUUCUUCUUCUUCUUCACAAACAAUAUCGAACAGAAGAUGUCCUGUGAUGUGUGUGUGUGAUGUGUGUGUGUUACUCUUCUCUUGAUGCAGUAGAUAGCUGUGACCUCGUUGCUCAUUUCAUGCCUUAACAGAGAAACAUCAACACGUCUGUAUAUAAAUAUAUUUAACACGAUCUGUCUGCUGAAAACCUCAUACCUCCAUAACGUCCACUCUUAAAGAGAUCAUGUAGGUGUUGGGAAGUAGAUGUGGAUAUCCUGUUAUAUUUAACAUUAUUUAUUUUUGUAUGUAAACAAUGCAAAUAUUGCCAUUAACAAUAACGACGUUUCUAGACAUCAGAUAUGUGCCAUAUUCCACGCCAACGCACUGUGAGUGAUUCUCCUCUCUCUGCUUUAUGUCAGCGCUGUUUUGAACAUUUUUUUUAAAUCUGAGAUUCGUUAGACACACGCCAUGCUUACAUGUCAUCAUCCGUCUUUACACAUGUUUUUAGUCAGAGGGCCGUUGAACUGUUGAAUCUGAGUUCCCUUUAAGUGUAUCUUGUCUGUCAAUUAAUGUGUGAAUCAGAAUCAAACUGCAGUCUAUCAGAGCAUUUCUAAAUAAAUAUCUA